GAAUUUCUAAACCCAGAGACGCAACAUCGCGAGACUUCCGGGAACGCUUGUGAAACAGACCGGAAAGACCAGGUCGGGGUUUGGGGUUGGAGAAGUGGAAAAUAUUCCAUAGUUGUUCAUUUACUCGAAAUCGAAAGGCAAAACCUAGAUUCGAGCCUAUGUCUUAAGUAAUUAAACAUGGUAUUACUCCAACCUAGUGAUAGUGACAAACUGACACGUUUUAAAUUUGUCAAAAACUAUUUUAUAUAAAAUGAGUGCCAUUGAAUUGACGGCCUGUACAUGCGCAGUUCGGCGAGAGACGACCGUUUUACCAUAUGUUGUUUACAACUAAACCUUGUUCUAUAUGUGGUUAUACGUACUUCUGCUCAUGUGCUUAGCUAGGCGACGUCGCCAUGACAUCACCUACAAGAGUGUGAACGGCGAUUUCAAUUGGAGAGCAGUUUCUGUCUAUCAUCACACUGUACUGACUCGGUCUAGUCCUUGCGGGCUGCGUCAUACUGCUGCAAUGUUGACGGUCUCGAUUAAUAUUAUCAAGCAUAGAAAUGGGACGCACAGAACGCCCCGCACACCAUCGUUGUUUCAACCAGGGAGUUAGACACAACAAGAGAGAGAAGUAGAGCCACCCAAAUAACAUCAGAGGAAUAAAGCGACGGAAGAGAGGCUGCAAAAUGAAGAGGGGGCGAUAAACAUAGCCGUAUAUAGCUUAGCACGCAUGCUAACGUUGGCUUCUAAUUAGCUAGCUACGUCGCAACGGUCACACAGAGAACAACAUCAAAAGGCGAUAGUCAGAAGAGAGGGUUUACAACUGUAUUUCAAUGGUAUUUUUUAAUAAAAGCAGGUUCGAGCAUUAUGUCCUGCUCUGGUAACCUGGUUUGGGAUGUUAACAAGCGUUCCAUUGGAUAUAAUGACCCGAAUGCUGUCAGGAUCAACUACUUAGGGAGAAGAGAAUUUGUCCAGCGGCUGAAACUCGAAGCGACACUCAAUGUUCACGAUGGCUGUGUCAAUACAAUAUCCUGGAACGAUACCGGGGAGUACAUCUUGUCAGGGUCGGACGAUACCAACCUGGUCAUCACAAACCCAUACAACAGAAAGGUUAAGGCAACCAUACGGUCGGGUCACCGGGCGAACAUCUUCAGUGCUAAGUUCAUGCCUCAGACCAGUGACCAGCAGAUCAUCUCGUGCUCUGGGGAUGGUAUCAUCUACUACACCCACACAGAGAAGAGCCCCGACAUCAACAGGCAGUGCCAGUUCACCUGCCACUACGGAACAGCCUACGAGAUUAUGACGGUACCCAACGACCCCUAUACGUUCCUGUCGUGUGGGGAGGACGGCACCGUGCGCUGGUUUGACCUGCGCACGAAGACCAGCUGUACUAAAGAGGACUGCAAAGAUGACAUCCUGAUCAACUGUCGGCGGGCGGCGACGUCUAUCUCUAUCAGUCCGCUGGUGCCCUAUUAUCUAGCGGUGGGCUGCUCCGACAGCUCCGUACGCAUCUAUGACAGACGCAUGCUGGGGACCAGGGCUACGGGUAACUACAUGGGCCGUGGAACGACGGGCAUGUGUGUGCGCUUCGUUCCGGCCCACCUGUCCAACAAGUCGUGUCGUGUGACUUCACUCUGCUACAGCGGGGACGGACAGGAGGUGUUGGUCAGCUACUCUUCAGACUACGUCUACCUGUUUGACCCCAAUAAUGACCAGGCCCGAGAGCUGAAGGGUCCGUCCGAGGAGAGGAGGGAGGAGCUGCGGCAACCCCCAGUGAAGCGUCUUCGUUUACGAGGUGACUGGUCUGACACCGGUCCACGAGCUCGUCCUGAGAGCGAGAGAGAGCGGGAUGGAGAGCAGAGUCCCAACGUGUCGCUGAUGCAGAGGAUGUCGGACAUGUUGUCCCGCUGGUUUGAGGAGGCCAGCGAGGCCCAGGGCAGCCGGGGGACCACGCGCCCUCAGACACGCCCUACAGGCACUCUUCCUCGCAUAGAGGGGGCCCCCACCAUCCCAACACUCCCUACAAUACCCCCUCCACAAGCCGUCAGAGCCUUAGAGGGCUCUGUGGAAAUGGAGGCCUCCGCCGUCAACCCUGUACCUGUACCCCUCUCCAAGUCCACCUCCUUCUCAGGGUCAUCGUCAACGGUUACAGCACAUCCUCCGUCAACCUCCUCAUCCAUGGAAGGCUCGGUGCUUCCCUCAUGCGCCCUCACCUCCUCCCCAGAUUCAGAGCAGAGGAGUCAGGCAGACACUGCUGUGACCUCCACGCCAACACCCACCACAGAGGCCGCACUGUCCGAGUACGGCCCUCAUCGGCUGCCGGUAAGUUUAGUGUGUAGGCGCUUGCAGCGGCUGCUCCUGUUGGCCGACCCCCCAGGACAGAGUCAAUCCUCUUCCUCCACCGCAGGCACUGAGAGCCAAUCACAGGGGGCUGUUGCUGCUGCCACCAAGAUGGCCCCCCCUACAGAUUCUCCCUCGUCUGUGGUUAACAAACAGCUGGGAUCCAUGACUCUGGAUGAGCAGCAGGGAGCAUCAGAAGCUGUGAGUGUGAGUGCUGGAGCGAGUUCAGUCAAAGUGAAAACUCUGACUGCGUCUGCGUCUGCCAGUGUAACUGGAACCUCGUCUGGGGCACCCAGCAGCAGUACUGGACCUGGAGGUAGCCGAGCCAGCACGGCAGAACCCGUCCUGAGUCUACACUACAGCACUGAGGGAACCACCACCAGUACCAUCAAACUGGACUUCACUGACGAGUGGAGCCGCAGAGCUCCCAAUUCCAGGGGCAGCGGAGCCUCCAGUUCCAGGGGCAGCGGAGCCUCCAGUUCCAGGGGCAGCGGAGCCUCCAGUUCCAGGGGCAGCGGAGCCUCCAGUUCCAGGGGCAGCGUAGCCUCCAGUUCCAGGGGCAGCGGAGCCUCCAGUGGAGAGCCCAAACCGUCAGAGGCAGCAGGGGCCGCCCAGACUAGGGAAGGGCCCUUGGCAGAGAGCUCUGCCUCAGAGCAGGUGGCUGUGUCAGAGCCCUCCGGCCAGAGCAGGUCUGCUGCUUCCCACACAGACCCAAUGUGUGAGGCUGGGGGUGCCUCCUUCUCCAACACCCAGGGCUCCAUGCAGGCCCAGGCCCCAGCACAAGCCUCCUCUGUGGGGGAUAGUGUGACUGCCAUGCCCCUGGAGAGGAGCCAGGGUGUGGGUGCAGAGGACACCACUGGGGGGUGCAGGAGAGAGGAGCCUGUGGGGGAGGGGGGGCAUGGGGGUCCAGGGGGGCAGGGGGUUCCAACGGGACCGGGUGGACAGGGUCAACCCUCCCGUAGCCACCAGGACUCAGACGACAGUGAUGACGACCCAAUUCUUAUCCCCUCUGCGAGGUACAGAGGAGGACAGGGACAGAGAUCUAAUUUCAGAGGAUCAGCGGUAGGAGAUAGGAUGAUCAGACGCUCAGCUGCAGCCCGUAUCCAGGAACUGUUUCGUCGGAGGAAGGAGAGGAGAGAGAUGGAGGAGAGCGAGACCCAGAAUAUCAGGAGACCCUCAGUCAAAAUGGUCUACAAGGGCCACCGCAACUCCAGGACUAUGAUCAAGGAGUCGUGUUUCUGGGGGAACAACUUUGUGAUGAGUGGUUCAGACUGUGGCCACAUCUUCAUCUGGGACAGACACACGGGCGAACACCUGAUGCUGCUGGAGGCCGACAAUCACGUAGUCAACUGUCUCCAGCCGCACCCCUAUGACCCCAUUCUUGCCUCAUCAGGGAUCGACUACGACAUUAAGAUCUGGUCACCUCUGGAGGCGUCACCGUCCUUUAACAGAGUCCUAGCUGAUGAGGUGAUCACGCGUAAUGAGUUGAUGCUUGAGGAGACCAGGAACACCAUCACAGUCCCCGCCUCCUUCAUGCUGCGAAUGCUGGCCUCCCUUAAUCACAUAAGAACGGAUCGCUUGGAGGGUGACCGCUCAGAAGGUUCUGGACAGGAGAACGAGGAUGAGCAGUAGCUGCCCGGACACCAUUUUAUUUGAAAAAGAAAACACAUUUUUUAUUUUGCUCUAAAAAGCACUUGAAGAUCUUGAGAUUUGUACAAGUAUUAUGUAGAAUAUUUCCUUAUCUGAGCAUUAGGUACAUUUUAGCUCUUCUUUUUUAAGAUGACUUUCUUACUGGUGUGUCUGUAUGAGAACUGCAUUUGAGGAAAAAAGUAUGUGAAUGCAAGCGCAAAGCCAGACAUAUGCCAGACGUGUGUGUGUGUGUCUGUGUGUGUGUGUGUGUGUGUGUGUGUGUGUGUGUGUGUGUAUGUACGUACGUAUACAGUUAAAGUCGCAAGUUUACAUACACCUUAGCCAAAUGCAUUUAAACUCAG
This is a messenger RNA of Salmo salar (Atlantic salmon), 4313 nucleotides long. RefSeq names its product DDB1- and CUL4-associated factor 6. The record is from RefSeq and is a predicted model, not a curated record. Gene Ontology annotation, cellular component: Cul4-RING E3 ubiquitin ligase complex; cytoplasm. Gene Ontology annotation, molecular function: protein binding. Gene Ontology annotation, biological process: positive regulation of transcription by RNA polymerase II. Lineage: Eukaryota; Metazoa; Chordata; Actinopteri; Salmoniformes; Salmonidae.